GGGAACAUGCUCUUCAAAAUUCCAGCUAUUGCUAGCCACACUGCAACACUCGGACAUACGAGUCGUCGCUUGCCACUACCUGCAGACAUUGGAGAGGCUUGCUGAAGCCUCGCAUCAGUCGUCGUGCAAAUGUCUAUUACUAGGGUACAACCAACAGCAAGCAUCUAUCAAGCUGCCAGUGGAAAUCAAACACCAGCUCCAUUACCCUCGCUCAGAACAACGUAGCAUACAAAGUGGGUCGAAAUUGCAAGCAUUGAAGGUGCACCUAUUCCUGGCUUUCCUCGCAUGUUUGAGGCAUUUAGAUUCUACGCUGGUGCAUGGGAUAAUAGCUUAGCAUUGAACUUUGGGCUUGAAGACCCUGAAAAUUCUGCGACGAUAGCCCCUCAGCUUUCGGUACCUUUCUGCAAUUUCGUCUGCUUCCACAUGCCUGGGCUUGCCUGCACCGACUUUGAGCCCAACUAUGAAGACCACAAGCUGGCACUGCUGAGCCGAGGGCUGGCUGCCCACCUUAUAACUCAGUUCCACUCACUGACUGUUGCACCCAAUAUGCUGCCUCGGCUCAAGGUCAUCGACAUGGCCAACUCCUCUGAUGUGUUUGCCGGUUUCUAUGCGAGUUUUUCUGACGUGCCAAGUUGGCUCCGCUAACUAUCAGAGACAGUCCGACCCCACUGGGUCACAUUCAUC
Molecule: messenger RNA, 684 nt
Organism: Linderina pennispora
Lineage: Eukaryota; Fungi; Kickxellomycota; Kickxellomycetes; Kickxellales; Kickxellaceae
Exons: 1
Coding region: 286-645 (119 amino acids)
Source: RefSeq, a predicted model, not a curated record